UUUUAUAUACCCUUCAAACACCCUAGGUAUGCACUCUAAUAAUGCGAAGAAGAAAACAGUUAUUGUACUGUUGUCAUCAUUUUAAGUAGCCCUUUUUUUUUUAUUUCUUUUUUAUUAUUAUUUAAUUAAUACAAUAAUGAAAGAUACAAGCCUUCAAAAACUUCAACCUUUUUUAUUAUUGUCUAAAUCAGUCAAAGGUGUUGCUAAUAUAAAAUUGAUUAUGGAUGCAUUGAGUGCACCUGGUGUUUUUGUUUUUACAGAAUUAUAUGAAUCACCUAAUUUAAUUGAAGCAUCUACAUUACCAGAAGUAAUGCCUUAUUAUACUUUACUUGGUAUUUUUCUUUAUGGAACAUAUAAAGAUUAUCAAGAAAAUAGUUCAAACUUACCAUCAUUAAAUACAAAUCAACUAAAAAAACUAAAGCUUUUGACCAUUGUCACUCUUUCAGAAUCACAACAGACACUUUCAUAUGAUUUAUUACAAUCAUAUCUUGAUAUACCCACAGUAAGAGAAUUAGAAGAUUUAAUUAUCGAUGGCUUUUAUCAAGAUGUGUUAAGAGGAAAGUUGGAUCAAAAGCAACGUCAUUUACAAGUCAUGUAUAGUAUAGGUCGUGAUUUAAGACCUCAACAACUAGAUGAAACCAUGAACGCACUUGCUGCAUGGUCAGCUAGCACCAUUCGUUUAUUAGGUGUCUUGGAUGCAAAAAUCGCAAGUCUACAAGAUUCAAUUCAAGUUAAUGAACAAGAUCGUGACGAUUAUACAGCAAAGUUGGAACAAUUAAAACGGGAUGUUCGUUCUAAUGUUAACUUGAAGAAAGUAGAUACUUUAGCCUUAGAUGAUUCAAUGCUGAAAAAAAAGGGUUAUAUUAAUUCGCCUGAUUAUAAUGAUGAAAGAAUAAAGAAAAGUAGAGCAUCAAAAAGAUUUAUGGUUGGCAAAUCUUGAAGGACAGGGAAUAUAUUGUAUCA
Molecule: messenger RNA, 963 nt
Organism: Cokeromyces recurvatus
Lineage: Eukaryota; Fungi; Mucoromycota; Mucoromycetes; Mucorales; Mucoraceae
Exons: 5
Coding region: 137-940 (267 amino acids)
Cellular component (GO): COP9 signalosome
Source: RefSeq, a predicted model, not a curated record